GAAGUAAUGUUCUAAGAAUGUCAUCGGGCAUCCAAAUAAAACCAAAGACUGCAGUACAGAAAAGCAAGACAUCUUCUCCUUUGCCGUGUUUUCCAGAACCUGCAGUUAAACCACAGCCAAAGCCUAGUGACAAGCUGAAUCCUAAAACUAUUGAUCCGUUUGGUGCUCAUUCUCGACCACCUUCUGCAUUUGCUGCUAUAUAUGCUAAAGGUGGCAUUCCGUGCAGGUUAGUGCAUGGCUCAGUAAAGCACAGACUGCAAUGGGAGUGCCUUCCUGAAACUGUUCCCUUUGAUCCUCUUCUUGUAACAUUGGCAGAGGGUCUAAGAGAGACAAAACAUCCCUAUACAUUUGUUUCAAAGGAGGGUUUUAAAGAAUUACUUAUGGUUGAAGGUGCUACUGAAAAAGCAAUUCCCUUGUUGCCUCGUCUAGUUCCAGUGUUAAAGGCUGCAUUGGCCCAUUCGGAUGAUGAAGUAUUUGGAAGGGGAUUAGAUGCUUUAGUUCAACUGAGUGCUGUUGUUGGCCCAUCUCUUAAUGAUCAUCUUAAGCAUCCACUCACAAAUCUUUCAAGGAGAUUAAUGGACAAGAAAUUUAGAGAAAAAAUUACUGUUGCUUUACAAAAGUUGGAGCAAUAUGGUGGAAAGGCAACUGUGGCCAUCAUCAAAUCUAAAAUUCCAACCUAUUGUUCUGUCUCCUCUUGA
Molecule: messenger RNA, 698 nt
Organism: Fulmarus glacialis (Northern fulmar)
Lineage: Eukaryota; Metazoa; Chordata; Aves; Procellariiformes; Procellariidae
Gene: PACRGL
Product: PARK2 co-regulated-like
Exons: 7
Source: RefSeq, a predicted model, not a curated record